Chinchilla lanigera (long-tailed chinchilla) is the source of this 1578-nucleotide messenger RNA. Its product is annotated as lysine-rich nucleolar protein 1-like. NCBI's taxonomy places the organism in Eukaryota, Metazoa, Chordata, Mammalia, Rodentia, Chinchillidae. The record is from RefSeq and is a predicted model, not a curated record.
AUGCCGCUGCCCCAGAGCCUCCUACGGUUCUCUCCUCUGCCCCUGCUCAUUCCCAGAGCCGCGGGCGCUCGGCACUGUCCUCCUCCUGGGAUCCUGCAAGCAGCCGUGGCCCACGCCCAGCCGGUCCAGUCUCCUUUCCCUCCAGCUCCUGGGCUCUCACCACUUCUGCAGCUGGAUAUUUCCAAAUUCCUGACCAAUGAAUGGCCUCUGUCCAAGGUAGCUUCAAAUAGCAGCUCAUUGAUUGAAAUAAUCACCAAGAUCCAGAAAGUAGAUCUGGGCCUUGGGCUCCCUGAGAAAAAAAAGAAGAAGGUAGUCAAAGAACCAGAAACUCAACACUCAAUUAUAAAUGAGGGGAAUUAUUUUGCUGGUACUUCUGUGAGGGCCACAUAUCCCUCUAGGACUGUGAGCCGAGAGCAGGCACCCCGAAUGCCCUUGGUGAAGAAAAAGAAGAAAACAGGCCACAGCACCUUUUGUGGUGAGCUCCCAGAAUCUGAGCCCACAUCACAAUGAGCCAGAAAAGAGAAGUCACCCAGCUCCAGGAAGCAGGCGCUUGACCACUGCAGAGUCCGCAAGCUAAAGACCUCCCCCAAGCCCAGGCAAGGUGAAGGGGCAACCAGAGCUGGCAAGAAGCUCAAAAAACACAAGAAGGAAAAAAAGUCUCAAGGUAGCACAGCCCGCUCCAUCCGACCCUGGCUCUGCGAGGCGGGAGAUGCUCUGUACAGAUGCGCGGUGGGGAAGGAGGCCAAGGAGCAGGCAGCCUUGGGACAGAAAUGGAAGCAGGGCAGCUCCAGAGAGCAUAGCAGGAAAGUGGGGGAGAAGAAAGUCCACCAGGAGGAAGACACCCUCCUAGGCCACCCCGAGCUCUCCGGGUCCAGGAGAACCAGCCCUAGGAAAAGAAAGAAGAAAAAGAAGAAGCCAGUGAGGACUGAGGUGCUAGAGUACAUCCCAAUAGGAGAGCACCCUAAGGCCCCGGGGGAGAAGAAAACAAAGGCUCAGAAAAAGGAAGAAAAAGAAGAAGAGAGCACGGUAGCAGUAGACCCUUGGAAGGCGGAGCUAGACACAGACCUGCAGGUGGUGAUGGAGAAGAAAGGCAACAUGAACAAGGCGCCCAUAGACCAGGUGAAGCGAAAGGCCUUGCAAGAAGAGGCUGAUCAGGAGUCCGGCACGACAGAAGCAUCUGAACCCAGGAAGUGGACGGGAACCCAGUUUGGCCAGUGGGACACUGCAGGUUUUGAAAACAAGGAACAGAAACUGAAAUUUCUCAAGCUAAUGGAUAGCUUUGAGAAUCUACCCCCUUCGGCCGGCUGCUCCCCUAGCGUGACUGCAAGGCCCAGCAUGGCCCUCAGCAAGGCAGUAGCCAACACCCUGCAGCAGAAGUUGCAGCAGGACUACGACCAGGCCAUAAGCUGCAGGCAUAGCUGGGGCAUAGGACUUGGCUUCUCUGCCACGCCCAACAGGGUCUUCUGCACUGACAAGAAUGCAUCCAGGUCUGUCAGGUUGGAAGCUUACAUGCUAAUGUCUUCUACUCAAACAGCUCAGAUGGCUUCUCUCAUAGUUUUGCAGAUGAAAGGCGCCUAG